UUCUCACUCAGCUGUUUCUCAGAGACACUUUCUUUCUUUAACUUGCACAAGAAGCAUGACCUAGAAAUAGAAACUAGAGCACUCUGUAAGUUCACAUCACUCUCUAAUCAACAAUCUCUCUAUUCUCAUCUUCUCUCAGUUAGCCCCUGUUUGGUUCGCGAGAAAGGAAAAUGACGGAAAAAUAUUUGAUCUUGAAUACUUUUUGACUUUUGGUUGAACUAUGUAUCCUUGUACAUGUAUAGUGUGUAUCCAUUGGACAUUAUCUAGGUUUUGAGUGAGUUUGAUAAUGUCUUUAAUGAAUGCUUGGGUAAUAGGUUUUAUAAUAAAGUUGAAUCAUUAAAAUGCUUGUAAAUUAGUUCGUAGGUUUUUAUUUUACGUUUUUUAUGAUGCCAUCACUUUUUUUGUUCUUUCUUAUGAGCUAAGCAAUUAGGGACUAGUCCCUUUCUUAUAAUGUGAAAUCUCUAGAUGCCCUAAUAUCUCCAUGAAAUCACAAAUCUCGUAACUCAUUAAUAUUCGAACAUAAGAUCUUAUUAACAAAAUUUUUGGCCUUAGAAAUAGCUGGGUGUCUCCUUCAAUUGCUGUUUUAAGUACAUUUUGGCGCCUAGUUCAUUUUCUCAAUUAUGUUACAAAUCUUACCCAUUAUUUGUUAAAAUGUAAUUUGGUUUCUUGUACCAGUCAUAUAGUAUUAAUUUCAUAUGCUCUUUAGUGUGUAAUUAGUUUGUUCAUUACUACAUGGGUAUUAAUGUUAUACUUAAUUUCCCGUAUUGGGUAAAACACUUCUAGGCCAGUGGGUUCAAUCAGUCUUUAUAUUAUAUUUGAUUGGAUCUUCCCUCAUUGUUGUCAAGCAUAUGUGAAAAUGCAAGCAAGUAGUUCAAGUGCUGAUGAUUGUGAUAUGGACAAGGACUUGGAAGAGCUGAUUGAAGUUUUUGGCUGUAAAUUCUCUCUCAAGGAUAUUACGUUUGCUUAUUUCCAGGCGAGGCAAGACAAAAAUUUGGCAGCUGAAACUCUGUGUAGUCUGGAUGGUAGUACAUCUACCACCAUUACUGCUAAAAUGUUAGCAGCUGAACGUGCGGCACCAAUGAAGUUAGCUUCCUGGUCGGAUAAUACAGGAGUAGUAUCAUUGGAAUCUCCAUCUGGAAGUUUUCUUGAGAAUGCUGUUGAGGGAGAAAAAAGGACCAAAGAACUGAAGUCAAAAAAAUGUUCUGCAUCAGUUGGUUCUGGUUCUGUUUCAUGUAUGAUUGGGAAAGAGUAUGCUAAAUCUAGUCUGUUGAAGAAUGAGGCUAUUGAAGUAAAGAAGCCAUUGAAAUUAAAUUCUAAGGACUUUCCAGUCUCUGAGAUCUGGAGUGAGCAAAAUCCAUCUAUGUACACAGUGAGGAAUGUCCCUGCACAAGCUGAUCUUGAGGAAUUUCUUUUUAAGAUGCUUGGAGAGGGCUUUCAACUUGACGUGCCUGUGAUUCAAGAGGUUCUUGGCCUUUGCGGGCAUGAUGUGCAAAAGAGCAUGGACAGGCUCUUGGAUUCUUUGGUUGCACCAUUCGGCAAGUGUGAAGAUCUUGGCAUAGCCGUUGAAGAUUCUGCAGGAGAAUGUUCAGACCAGGAAUAUGCUUUGCUUCAAGGACAAUUACAACAGCUAGAUUUUGCUCAAAGUGAUGGAGCUAGAUUGAUGGAGAGAACCUUAACAGGUUCAACAGAAACAGAAAAGAAUAGAAUUGGACUUCAGAAGGAAGUUCUACAAACACUGUUUGAUUUUCCAGGUAGAUCUGAGGAAGCACCAAAAAGAACACGCCUAGUUAGGGCAGUGAAGAAACCGAAAGUAUUUAGUAAACUGGUGUUUGAACCUCCUGAGGAUGCUACUAGACAAGACAAGCAUUCUGCUGCAGAAUCACAAGCAGUUAAUAGAGAAGAUAAAGCAGAAGAUAAUGAUGACAGCUAUGAGGUCCUGAGAACAGCUGUUAAGGAAUAUUGGUUUACAAUGAAAGAGUACUACAAAGCUGCUGUUGAUGCAUUUGUCAAUGGUGAUCAUGCAAGGGCAAAUAAACUCCUAGAGAAGGGACAAUUUUUUAAUAACAAGGCCCGAGCGGCAGAUGAUAAAUCAUUUCAAAAGCUUGUUGAAACCAGAGAUGCUGAUGUAAUGUCUCUUGACUUGCACGGUCUUGAACCGAAGGAAGCUUUAAGACUUUUGAGGCUUCAUCUAACCUCAAUUUCCGCUAUUAAAUACCUUAGAGUCAUAAUAAAGAGCAAUGAUGAAGAUACUAGUAAAGGGGCGCGGAAGAGAAAUUUGAUCCUGAAGCAACUGGAGAAGGAAUCGAUCAAAUGGAAUGAUGAAAGCGAUGGUAAGACGAUAUUAAUCCAAGUUGAUGCGAUUGAUCCAAAGCGCUUGAGUUUUGCGAAGAAGCAAGAGCCAAGGGAUUAGGGUGGAGGAGGACCUAAACCUGGCAGUUUGGGAUACUAUUUCUAGCUGUUCAUUAGAAAUGCUUUUCUAAAUACUAGCCGGAGGUUAUUCUGUUCAAAAACUUGCAAUGAAGUUCUUGUUAAAUAGAUUCUGUCUGGAACAACAAAAUUGCUUCAUUUGUCUGCAAUUAAAGGUUGUGCUAUAAGAUUUUGUGGUGAUCAAAGCAUUUCAGCUUUCUUGAAAGAUUGAAGUAUGACCCUGUUAUGGGAAUUGUUGCUUUUCCAAAUUCUGGUUGUUAUUUGUAGAUGCAAGGCUGAAUGAAACUAUAAUACUUCUUUUUCCUGCC
Molecule: messenger RNA, 2735 nt
Organism: Ricinus communis (castor bean)
Lineage: Eukaryota; Viridiplantae; Streptophyta; Magnoliopsida; Malpighiales; Euphorbiaceae
Product: putative nuclear RNA export factor SDE5
Source: RefSeq, a predicted model, not a curated record